AAUGAAGUGUCAAUUUUGUCAGUGUCAUAAAUUUUCAAAUAAAAUAGCCAAGCCAAUUUGCUUUUUGCUGUGUAGAGUUAUUUUUUGAAUUUUAAACUAGGUAUUUAUUAUAAUAAUUCAUCUACAUUGAAGUAUAAUUCAUAAUGGCAUCUCCAUCUCCGAAGUCUCCAGAGCAAAGUGAAAAAAAUAAGCAAUAUGAUCGACAACUACGUCUAUGGGGUGAUCACGGACAAGCGGCACUUGAAAGUGGGCAUAUUUGCUUAAUAAAUGCGACAGCAUUAGGCACUGAGGUACUCAAAUCCAUAGUUUUGCCUGGAGUCGGUUCCAUUACAAUUGUUGACGAUAAUAUUGUAAGUGAUGAAGAUGUAGGAUGUAACUUUUUUCUCGAAUGCUCAAGUAAAGGUCUAAAUAGAGGGUCAGAAGCGUUGCGAUUAAUAUUAGAACUAAAUCCUGCUGUCCAAGGUCAUGCUGUUCAAGAACCACCUGAUCAAAUAUUGGAGCAAAAUCCAGAUUUCUUCAAAUCAUUCAGUGUAGUUAUAGCUACUGUACUUAGUGAAAAAACUAUUCAAGAAUUAGCACAACAUUUAUGGGAUAUCAAUGUCCCAUUUAUUUUAUGCCGAUCAGUAGGUUUUUUAGGAUCCUUUAGAAUUCAAAUAAAGGAACAUACCAUUAUUGAAACCCAUCCUGAUAAUGAACAACCUGAUCUGCGCUUGGAUGUUCCAUUUCAAGCAUUGUCAGAUUAUUUAAAUAGUUUCAAUAUUGAUGAUAUGGAUUUGAAAGAUCAUGGACAUAUACCUUGGAUAGUAAUACUUUAUAAAGCAGUCCAAAAAUGGCAAAUUAAUAACCCAAAUAGUUGGCCAAUGAGUAGGAAAGAGAAAAAUGAAAUAAAAAAUUUGAUCCAAGAAUUUAUAAGAAAGGAUGAAAAUGGGAUACCUAUCAAUGAAGAAAAUUUUGAAGAAGCCAUUAGAGCAGUCAACACAUCAUUAGUACCAACAUUUUUACCAGUCAAGAUUCAAGAAUUUUUAUAUAGUAGUGCAGCAACAAAUUUAACAAAAGAAAGUCCUUCAUUCUGGAUAAUGUGUUCAGCACUAAGGAGUUUUGUGGAAGCUGAAGGCAAAGGAAAAUUACCUGUUCGUGGGGUGUUGCCUGAUAUGACUGCAUCAACAGAACACUAUGUUACACUUCAAAAUAUUUACAGAACACAAGCUGCCAUGGAUGCAGAAAUUGUUUACAGAAAGGUGCAAGAAAUUGUUUCUCAACUGCACUGUGAUACUAUAAGUGAAAAUGAGGUAAAAUUAUUUUGUAGACAUGCUCAUGAUUUAUACUUACUAAAAGGUUCCAAUAUAGUUACAGAAUAUCAACUGGGUACCCCUGUAGCUUCAUAUAUAGCAAGACAUCUAGAAGAACCAGAUGUUAUGAUGGUACAUUAUAUAAUGUUAAGAGCGGCUGAGAUGUUCCGAUCUGAGCAUUGCAGAGCUCCAGGGGAUUGGGAGCCAGAAGCGGAUAUUACUAAAUUGAAGUCAUGUGUUUCAAAACUGCUCAGUGACAUAUCAUGUUCCCCUUUCCCUAAAGAUGACCAUAUCCAUGAAAUGUGUAGAUAUGGAGGUGCUGAGAUUCAUACGGUAUCUGCAUUCUUAGGUGGUUGUGUGGCUCAUGAGGCAAUUAAAUUAGUAACAAAACAAUAUAAACCUGUUAAUAAUACAUUUAUAUAUGAUGGAGCUUCUACAAAUACUGCAACUUUUACAUUUUAAUAUCUUUGUGUAAUAAAAUCAAUAAAUUGUAA
Molecule: messenger RNA, 1783 nt
Organism: Galleria mellonella (greater wax moth)
Lineage: Eukaryota; Metazoa; Arthropoda; Insecta; Lepidoptera; Pyralidae
Gene: APP-BP1
Product: NEDD8-activating enzyme E1 regulatory subunit
Exons: 1
Coding region: 144-1751 (535 amino acids)
Biological process (GO): DNA damage response; ubiquitin-dependent protein catabolic process; protein ubiquitination
Cellular component (GO): cytoplasm; nucleus
Molecular function (GO): ubiquitin activating enzyme activity; NEDD8 activating enzyme activity
Source: RefSeq, a predicted model, not a curated record